Molecule: messenger RNA, 1872 nt
Organism: Bombyx mori (domestic silkworm)
Lineage: Eukaryota; Metazoa; Arthropoda; Insecta; Lepidoptera; Bombycidae
Exons: 4
Coding region: 377-937 (186 amino acids)
Source: RefSeq, a predicted model, not a curated record
ACCAUUAGACCGUCAGCUACGUCUACGAGUAUAUCCACAGCAACAUAUUUAAAAAAACUCAUCAGUUUUUGAUGACUCAGUGUCGUUGGUAAUUAUUUAUCCUCUUAUCUGUUUUAAAUUGCAACCUGCAAAACCUAGCAAUCAAAGUCGAGCGAGUACAGCAUCGUACGUAGUUACGGACCUACAAAAAAUGGAUAAACGUUUUAGUUCCACGAACAAACAGGAAAUCUUUACGCAGCAUACCUCAAAUCAUUCGUCACACUCAAGAUCAGAGAACGUACUUUGCAAUGUGUUAAAAGGAAUUCGUUUCUCUUUUGGUUUAUAUAGCAAGAACAAUUUGAGCAGUGUUUGUGUCUUAUUUUUAUGAAAGAAGAAGAUGGUUGUCAAUUAUUUACACUUUCUCGUGCUGUCGUUGGUGUUUUGUUUUUGUUCAACGAAUCCUUUACAUUUCCGAAGUGCAAAUUAUGAAAGACAAAUACGGCCUGCUUUUCAAAAUGGCGUCUUCAAUUUUGGUUUUCAAUUGAACAUUCCAGAACCGUUAAUAGGCUUCCGGCUUACAGAAAUGAAAAAUACGAAUAAAUAUUUUGGAUCUACUUUUAAUGCAAUUCAAUCUAAUUUGCCUAUGAUUACUUCAAGAGCUGGUGCCACCGAUACUUUUUCUCACUCCAAUAAUGCUAUCAAUGAAAGAGAUAAGGGAAAUCAAAAGGAUACUCCUUUUAGCUCCAAUGAAAUUCCUCAAAAAAAUAAAGAAGAGUCUGAAGAUAUUUCUACUGAAAACACAGAAACAACUUCAUUCACGACAGACGAACCAUCUACUACUGAAAGCACAUAUGAAACAACGACAGAUUCUGAAUACACAACAUCAAUAUAUUAUGAUGACGAAUUAUUCAACCGGUCAGGAGUUUCCGCGCAGCUACUAGCUUCUUUGGUUGGAUGACAAACUAUAUUAUGUAUUGACAAAACAGACUAGAACUGUGGACGAUGGUAGAUCGAUGUUAAUAUUUGAAUGUAUCUGCAAUAACUUACGUAUUUAGGACAGAUUUUCGGUCCUCAAAAAUAUAUCCAUUAAGUAAGUUGAAGGUUAAAAGAAAACAAAGGAACUCAACAUAGAACUGGUUUUUGUUAUUGACUACAUUUUAUAUGAUAAUUAAAAAAAUAGCCUUAAUCGUUUACGAUGUGUGUAUUGUUUUAUAAAUUAAAUUUAAAGUAUACAACUAAAAGAGAUGCUUUUGUCAGUCUGUGUCAAUAAAUUCAAAAAUCGAUUUUAUAAAUCCCUUAUUACGUAAAAUCACGACCCUGUGAAAACUCACUCGUAACUAUUAGCAUUGCCGGAACUUGUUAUGUACCAUGAUAAAAAGUAUUAUAUGUAAUAAUCCAAGCUAUAAACUAUCAUCAUGCAAAUGUUGAUUAAAGUCCCUUUUGCCGUUUUUGCGUGAUUGAGUUUGUUACUCACACUCAUAUGUACAUUCAAAUAUACAAGCGUUCAUAUUCAUAAUCUCUAUAUAUAAAAAUGAAUUGCUGUUCGUUAGUCUCGCUAAAACUCGAGAACGGCUGGACCGAUUUGGCUAAUUUUGGUCUUGAAUUAUUCGUGGAAGUCCAGGGAAAGUUUAAAAGGUGAAAAAAUAUAAAAAAGCUCGGAAUUAUAUAAAAACAAACAAUUUUGUUUUUCCUUUGAUGUGUCCCCUUGAUGUGUCUUUUAUUUAUCGAUUGAGGCACUACGAAUUCUGCCGGGUCAGCUAGUAUAUUCUAAAAAUCGUUUCUGUUAGAAUAUUGUUUGUAAUAAUCAUGAUUAAAAGCUUAUUUUAGUAUAUUCUGUUAAGAAGGUUAUGUAACUGUAUUUUGUUAAAAUAAUAAAGUAAUUCGGUGGUUUUA